Hemicordylus capensis (graceful crag lizard) is the source of this 2146-nucleotide messenger RNA. RefSeq names its product chromosome 4 C5orf22 homolog (gene C4H5orf22). The transcript is spliced from 9 exons. NCBI's taxonomy places the organism in Eukaryota, Metazoa, Chordata, Lepidosauria, Squamata, Cordylidae. The coding region runs from base 140 to 1564 and encodes 474 amino acids. The record is from RefSeq and is a predicted model, not a curated record.
AACGCUGCCGGCGUCCGGGCCUUGGAACGCUGCGUCGCCCGGCGUCGUUCUGUAGCAUAAAGCACACUAAAGACCUUCGCGUUUGCUUUUGGAACGUUGUGUUUGAACGUUCUCCAGUACUUCGCUCCUAUCGGGGAAAAUGAGCAGCGCCGGCGGCAGCGGGGAGCAGAGUGCUGAAAACGACGGCACGAAAACGACAGCGCUCCGUGCUUACCCAACGCUGCCUGUCUGGGUGGUGGAGGAUCAUCACGAUGUUCUUCCUUUCAUCUAUAGAGCCAUCGGUUCAAAGCAUCUGCCUGCCAGUAACAUCAGCUUGGUCCAUUUGGAUUCCCACCCAGAUCUCCUUAUACCAGUGGACAUGCCAGCAGACACUGUAUUUGACAAAGAAGCUCUGUUUAGUGAAUUAAGUAUUGAAAACUGGAUUAUGCCUGCUGUUUAUGCUGGCCACUUUUCAAACGUUAUAUGGCUACACCCAGCUUGGGCUCAACAAAUUGAAGAAGGGGGACAGGCCUUUUUUGUGGGUAAAGAUAUAUCUACCACUACAAUAAGGGUCACAAGCAUUGAUAAUUACUUCCUUUCUGAUGGCCUUUACGUAUCUGUUGAUCAGCUGGAGAACCCGAAGCCUUUGCACCUGAAUGUCUGCCUCGUUAAUCCCACCAGAGUCUCGGACAAAUGGACGGAAAGUGGAGCCCCGCCUUCUGCUAAACUACCCAAGAUAAGCGAGGGUGAUGCUGCAAAUGCAUCUGUUGCCUCUUCGUCGAAGGAUAUUGGUGUGCUUGCCCACACUUGCACAGAGAUGGAGACUGAAGGGGUAGAAAAGAGAAUCCCGGUGCUUGACAACUCAGCCAACAUCCAGGGUUCCUCAGCAUCCUGCUCCUUCGGGAGCCAUACGUGUCAAACGACAGAGCUUGUGAAAGAAGUUCUCCAAGCUUUGCAAAGGGGUGCCACAUAUGUGUUGGAUAUUGACUUGGAUUUUUUUUCUGUUAAGAACCCUUUCAAAGAAAUAUACACUCAGGAAGAAUACAAGAUCUUACAAAAAUUGUACAGUUUUACGAAGCCUAGAAGUAUUGCGUUAGAGGAGGACUUGCUAGAAUGCGUUGAGAAUCGGAUCCACCAAUUAGAAGAUCUAGAACUAGCUUUUGCAGACUUGUGUGAUGACGACACUGAAGAGACUCUGAGAAGAUGGGAGCCAAUUCCUCGAUGGAAACCUCUAGUUCAGCUUGUGCGUAGCCUGAAAAACCGGAUGGGGACCCCUGACUAUGAAAUGGUCCAUCAGGCUGGGCUCACAUGUGAUUACUCGGAAAUUCCUCACCACAUUAGCACUGAGCAAGAGAUAGAGGGCCUCAUGCAGUCUGUAGAACACCUCCUGAGAAACUUGCCAAAGCCUACUCUUGUGACAAUUGCCCGGUCCAGUUUAGAUGACUACUGCCCCCCUGAGCAAGUUGAGCUCAUACAAGAAAAGGUUUUAAAUGUGCUGCACUCAGUAUAUGGUCUGCUGGAUGUCCAUUUAGAGUACUUGCAGAAGUCAUGUCCGACUGGAACAGAUUCUUCUUCCACAGCAUGAUCGAUGCCGCUGUAGUUGUGGCUGCAAGAGUUUAAUUCAGCAAAAAUCCUUUUUCACUCUACAAAAUGAGAAGGGUAUCACAUGAGUGAGCUUGGUCUACAUUUGUGACUCUUCAUUGUUGACUUUUCACUCAGGCUUUUUCUUUUCUUUUUUCACCUGAAACUUUCUGCUGUGGUUACUUGUGUGCAUUUUAGAUUUGCUUGGAAGAAGGAAAAAUGAUUGGAAAAUGAUUUUUCUAUAUUUCAAUAGACAACGCUGUUAUAAGUCAGCCAGUACUUGAGAAAAGGCUGUCAGAGUUUCCUUUAUCUUUGUUUUUGAAUAGAGUUCUCAGUGAAUGCUUAUUGACAAUAUUGCAUAAAUAUUUUCAUUUUGCUGUAAAGUACUGACCAUACCCCGUUGGUUGGUUGGUUUGCUUGUUUUGGAUUGUUCAAAUAAUUUGGGUGCUUUUAUUGUUUAUCUCAUUCUAUCCCUUCUUCCAAGAAACUCAUGGUGGCCUUCAGGAGGUUAUCAUAAGUGCCCUAGGUUUUUCUCAACUUUAAAAUUGCAUCGUUUAAAAAAAAAAAUUCUUUGAUUUUGUCUUGA